AUGCUGGGAUCCACCUACUUGGACUACUUUCUCCGUCCCCACGACCUGAACAAUGCUUCCAGUGACUUGCAUCAUCUACUGCCACAGUGUGUGAUAGACUGCUUAGCAUCCACUCUCGAGACGCUGUCGGUGUGCUCUCCUAACAAUGCCACAUGUUUCUGUACCAAUCAAGAUGUCGCUCGUAGCAUGCAUGCGUGUGCUGAUAGAACAUGUACCAUCAAACAAGCCCUCACCGCGCUCAACAUCACCGCCACCGUGUGUCAAAGGCCCGUUCGCAAUCGCUCAAUCCAACCCUUGACCGUUGCAAGCGUGAGCGGAAGUAUUGCUACCAUUUCAGUUCUGUUGCGUACCCUGGAUGCAGUCCUCAAUCGCUCCUUCCGUUGGGACGACGCCUGUUCCCUUGGCGCUGGAUUGGCCUUGAUCCCCAUGAACGCUAUACAGCUACGCAUUGCAUCUGCGGGUCUAGGCCGGGAUGCGUGGACGUUGCCCUUUGACGAUAUCACCUACAUACACAAACUGGAAUGGCUCGGGAAAUUCUUCUACUGGCCCACUACUGCCCUUGCGAGACUGGCAUUGCUAUUCAUGUACCUCCGCAUACUUCCCCGAAAGAAGACAAAGACCUACAUUUAUACUGGCAUGGCCCUCACAAUUACGUAUUGGCUCAUCUUCCAGUUCAGCAUCGCCUUCUUUUGCAAGCCCGUUUCUCUGGUCUGGACGGGCUGGGACGGUGAGCACAAGGGCUCAUGCUGGGAUAUCAACUAUCUCGUACUGUCGGCUGCUGGAGCCGCAGUCUUCUUGGAUCUUCUUAUCGCGCUUAUACCAGUUCCUGUCCUGUAUCAACAAUCGAUGACUCUAAGGAGGAAACUAGAGGUACUUACCAUGUUCACUGUUGGCACAUUCAUCCUCGCCGUUUCGUGUCUGCGAAUAGGGUCUAUCAUUAAUUACGCUGAGUCGCUGAACCCCACCUGGGACAACACACCAGCCAACUACUGGAGUGUCCUGGAAGCCAACACUAGUGUCUUUUGUGUCUGCAUGCCUACACUGCGUCACCUACUUGUCCACCGACUGUCCUUCUUCAGCACCAAUCAUCCACGCAAUAUAGCCUCCGCAAACGACAAUGGCGUUGAAUACCCAUGGGAGCGCACAACGGUGCCCAGUGAGCAGAGUGCAAGACCAUCCAAGGACACAAGCCCUGGUACAGACGAAGCAGUUAUGUCGGGAUAUCACCGAGCACAAGACGUUGAGCUAGUCGAACUUUGCGAAGGACCCAUGGGAGAGCACGUCUUGCUGAGACGGGGAAUCAACGAUACAGACGAGAUGGUGGAAAGAAGUACGCAGCAAGUACCAGCAAUGCCAAACUUCGAGGAUGACGACUGA
Messenger RNA from Bipolaris zeicola 26-R-13, 1377 nucleotides. RefSeq lists its product as uncharacterized. The record is from RefSeq and is a predicted model, not a curated record. Bases 1 to 1377 code for a protein of 458 amino acids. Lineage: Eukaryota; Fungi; Ascomycota; Dothideomycetes; Pleosporales; Pleosporaceae. The transcript has 5 exons.